Raphanus sativus (radish) is the source of this 1137-nucleotide messenger RNA. RefSeq lists its product as uncharacterized. The transcript has 3 exons. Gene Ontology annotation, molecular function: zinc ion binding. The coding region runs from base 1 to 1137 and encodes 378 amino acids. Lineage: Eukaryota; Viridiplantae; Streptophyta; Magnoliopsida; Brassicales; Brassicaceae. The record is from RefSeq and is a predicted model, not a curated record.
AUGGUGCUAGAAGAUCUUAGAGUGACAUCAUCUUACAUGAAGUGCUAUCGUGCUAAGGAAAAAGCGAUUGUUGCUGAUUUGGAGACUGAGGUUGAUGAUGAUGGAGAUGAGCGAUUUCUUUAUUUGUUCCUAGCCUUUGGGGCGUCAAUUGCUGGCUUCAAACAUCUACGUCGUGUGCUUGUGAUAGAUGGUACACACCUAGGAGGCAAGUACAAGGGAGUGUUGCUUACUGCUAGCGGUCAGGAUGCAAAUUUCCAAAUCUUCCCAUUGGCUUUUGCUGUUGUGGACAGUGAAGACACUGACGCUUGGAUGUGGUUCCUCCAGAAGGUUGAACGGAUAUUAGCUGAUUCUCCAACCCUGGCUAUUAUAUCUGAUUGUGCUACAUCCAUCUCCAAUGCUGUUAAAUGUGUAUACCCAUUAGCUCAACAUGGUGCUUGCAUUGUUCAUUUGGCAAGGAACGUAAACUCCCGCUACUCAAGCAAACACUUGGCGAAAAUGGUGACUGAAGCUGCAACUGCUUACAGGAUAAGGGAUUACAGGGAUAAGUUCAGUAAAGUUCGAGCUACUAACAGUGCAUGCGGUGUUUACUUGGGGAAGAUAGGGUUUGGUCAUUGGUCAAGGGCUAACUUUCGGGGGGAGCGUUACAAUAUUAUGACUAGUAACAUAGCUGAACAACUCAACAACGCUUUGGUGGAAGGAAGAUCUUCACCCAUUAUGGAAUUGGUAAUCUUCAUUCAAAGGAUGAUGACGAGGUGGUUCUCUGCGAGGAGAAAGAAAGCAGAGAAGCAUAGGGGAGUAGUAAGCGUUGAGGUUGAUAAAGAGAUGACUAAGAACAUGGCAACAAUGAAGGGUAGCAAAUUUGGGAGUAAGGAACGUGUGAUGCUAGCUGAAAAGAAAUGUGAUUGCAAGUAUUUUGAUAGGAUACAAAUAACUUGUGGUCAUGCUAUGAUUGCUGCAGACAGCUUGGGAUUGACAUAUGAACCAUUGGUGGGUCACUGGUACAAGACUACAACGUGGAGAGAGACAUAUGCUGGUUUAAUCAGUCCAGAAGGGGAUCCAAAGGAUGUGGAUGUUCCUGAAGACGUAAAGGAAGGUUGUGAUGCCGCCGUUAACCUCAAGGCCGCCAGGUCGCCGUAG